This is a messenger RNA of Castor canadensis (American beaver), 2863 nucleotides long. Lineage: Eukaryota; Metazoa; Chordata; Mammalia; Rodentia; Castoridae. The record is from RefSeq and is a predicted model, not a curated record.
UCUAUCUCAACAGAAUUUGUUUUUCUCUGUUGUUCUCAAUACUCUGUGGCCAGCUUCACCAAUCAUUCUUUCAUUAUCUUGUUUGCACUUUUCAUGUUUCUCAUGUGGGAUCAGCUCCUGAUAUUUGUGAUAUCUACCCAGCUCCAGUGGAUGAUUCAGUUUGUAUCUCUGGAAGAAGAACUAUCCAUAAGACUGGGAUUACUUUGGUCGUGAUUCUAUAUUAGUACAUUUUGGUCUAUCUCAUUCUACUCAGUGGCUCUCACAUAAUUUACUGUUCGGAUAUUCUACAAGUUUAUCCUACCAAUUUCCCAUUUUUGAAUAGGUAUAAGAAGUUUACCCAGAUUUUGAGCAACAUUGGCGAGAAUGAAGGUGGAAUUGAUAAAUUUUCCAGAGGCUAUGAAACAUUUGGUGUCCACAGAAGUGCUGAUGGAGGCUUGUAUUGCAAAGAAUGGGCACCAGGAGCAGAAGGUGUUUUUCUUACUGGAGACUUCAAUGGUUGGAAUCCAUUUUCUUACCCAUAUAAAAAGCUGGACUAUGGAAAAUGGGAGCUGUAUAUACCACCAAAGCAAAAUAAAUCUCUUCUUAUUCCUCAUGGAUCCAAAUUAAAGGUGGUUAUUACUAGUAAAAUGGGAGAAAUCUUGUAUCGUAUUUCACCAUGGGCAAAGUAUGUGGUUCGUGAAGAUGGCAAUGUGAAUUAUGAUUGGGUACACUGGGAUCCAGAACAGCUAUACAAAUUUAAGCAUUCCAGACCAAAGAAGCCACGAAGUCUGAGAAUUUAUGAAUCACAUGUGGGAAUUUCUUCCCAUGAAGGAAAAAUAGCUUCUUAUAAACAUUUUACAUGUAAUGUACUACCAAGAAUCAAAGACCUUGGAUAUAACUGCAUUCAGCUGAUGGCUAUCAUGGAACAUGCUUACUAUGCCAGUUUCGGGUACCAAAUCACAAGUUUUUUCGCAGCUUCAAGUCGUUAUGGAACACCUGAGGAGUUAAAAGAACUUGUUGACACAGCUCAUUCAAUGGGUAUCCUAGUCCUCUUGGAUGUGGUGCACAGCCAUGCUUCAAAGAACUCAGAUGAUGGGUUGAACAUGUUCGAUGGGACCGAUUCCUGUUACUUUCAUUCUGGACCUAGAGGGACUCAUGACCUUUGGGAUAGUAGACUGUUUAUCUACUCCAGCUGGGAGGUUUUAAGAUUCCUUCUGUCAAACCUAAGAUGGUGGUUGGAAGAAUAUUGCUUCGAUGGAUUUCGUUUUGAUGGUGUUACUUCCAUGCUGUAUCAUCACCAUGGAAUGGGUCAAGGUUUUUCAGGUGAUUACAAUGAAUAUUUUGGACUACAAGUAGAUGAAGAUGCCUUGAUUUAUCUCAUGUUGGCAAAUCAUUUGGUUCACACACUGUAUCCCGAUUCUGUAACAGUAGCUGAGGAUGUAUCAGGAAUGCCAGCUCUGUGUUCUCCAAUUUCCCAAGGUGGGGGUGGCUUUGACUAUCGCUUAGCCAUGGCAAUACCAGAUAAGUGGAUCCAGCUACUUAAAGAAUUUAAAGAUGAAGAUUGGAAUAUGGGAAAUAUAGUGUAUACGCUUACAAAUCGACGCUACCUUGAAAAGUGUAUUGCUUAUGCAGAGAGCCAUGAUCAGGCACUGGUUGGUGAUAAGACGCUGGCAUUUUGGUUGAUGGAUGCUGAAAUGUACACAAACAUGAGUGUUCUAGCUCCUUUUACUCCAGUUAUUGAUCGUGGAAUACAGCUUCACAAGAUGAUUCGACUCAUUACUCAUGCUCUUGGUGGAGAAGGCUAUCUCAAUUUUAUGGGUAAUGAAUUUGGGCAUCCUGAAUGGUUAGACUUCCCAAGAAAAGGUAAUAAUGAGAGUUACCAUUAUGCCAGAAGGCAGUUUCAUUUAACUGAUGAUGACCUUCUUCGCUAUAAACUCCUAAAUAACUUUGACAGGGAUAUGAAUAGAUUGGAAGAAAGAUGUGGUUGGCUUUCAGCUCCACAGGCCUAUGUGAGUGAAAAGCAUGAAGGCAAUAAGAUCAUCACUUUUGAAAGAGCAAGCCUUCUCUUUAUUUUCAACUUCCACCCAAGCAAGAGCUAUACUGAUUACCGAGUUGGAACAGCAUUGCUAGGGAAAUUCAAAAUUGUACUGGAUUCAGAUGCAGCAGAAUAUGGAGGACACCAGAGACUGGACCACAAAACUGAUUUCUUUUCUGAGGCUUUUGAACAUAAUGGACGUCCCUAUUCUCUUUUGGUCUACAUUCCAAGCCGAGUGGCCCUCAUCCUUCAGAAUGUGGAUCUGCCAAACUGAAGAGAGCUGGUCUUAGGCUGCCACAUGCAGAUGUGUAUUUUGUUUGCUGGUUUUUGGUGUCGCAGAGUUUAUAAUAUGGAAGCUUUUCCAAAUACAGCUGUCUAACCAAAACAUCAGAGUAAAAUUCAAUACUGGUACAUGCAAAUAUAUCAUACUGUGCUUUAAGUAGAGGGGUGAGAGUAUGUGUAAAACUUUACCAAUUCAUAUUUUCAGCCAUCUUUGAGCUAAGGUUCUCAAAUGGAGUAUAAUAUAUAACGUCUUUAAAACAUUUUACUUUUCUGGCAAAUUGAUCCCUUUAAUUUCAAAUUUGAGUUAUUCAUCAUGUAUGAUUAUUGCUGUUAAAUGUAUACUGUAUUUUUUAAGAUGGAUAUUUGGUGGCCUUAUUUGUUCUAAGAUCUAUUCAUCUAGAUUAUAAAGUAUCAAGUUCAUUUCUCUGUUUUUACAAAUCAUGUCUAGGAAUACUGUAAUAAAUGUGUGUUAAUAAAAUAAAAUUAAGAAUUGUAAGCUGGGUGCUGAUGGCUCAUGCCUAUAAUCCUAGCUAUUCAGGAGGCAGAGAUCAGGAGGAUCGAUGUUCA